This is a messenger RNA of Blepharisma stoltei, 3612 nucleotides long. Lineage: Eukaryota; Ciliophora; Heterotrichea; Heterotrichida; Blepharismidae. The record is from the annotation of a GenBank genome assembly.
AUGAAAAAUUCGAGUUCAUCUAGAGAAGUAUAUAAACUUGAAAAUAAAAUGAUGGAUCUUAUUUAUUCUCUUUACUCAAAUACCGAUAAUGAAACAUUAUAUAAUGAUAUAACCCCAAGAGAUUAUCAACUAGAAAUAUUAGAGAUUGCAAAAGCUCGGAAUACAAUAGCAUUCCUAGAUACAGGAACUGGCAAAACUUUAAUCGCAAUUAUGCUAACUAAAUGACUUUCAGGAAAAGCUGUAUUUCUUACCCCCACAAAAGCUCUGAUCGAACAGCAGGAUAGUGUAGCUAAAAAGUUUAAUAUUCGAUGCGACUGGCGGUCAGGCAAAAAAGGUGAAAGUUGGAACUCUAUAAAAUGGCAAAAUUGGAUAUCGAAAUUUGAUUUAUUAUUUUUAACUCCUCAGCUCUUUCUUAAUUCUCUCCGUCAUGGGUAUCUUCAAAUGGAGCAGUUUGAUUUAUUGAUAUACGAUGAAUGCCACCAUUGCAAAGGGGAGCACCCCUAUUUCUCGAUUCAAACUGAAUUUUAUUUCACCUCUCUGAAAAAGCCAAAAAUCCUUGGGCUCACAGCGUCACCAGUUGUUACUGGACCAAAAGAGAUCAAAGAACUGAAAUCAGAGCUUAGCGAUUUAUGCUUAUUUUUGGAUUCUGACUUUGCUCAAGUAAACCGACGCUCUGUCAAUCAAAUUGCAAGUCAGGCUAAAGUAAUAGUUAAAGGAGUAGAUCAUAUUUCUGAAUGCAAAUCUGAUAUUAUUGAAGAAUUAAGUCUAAUUAUGAAAUCUAAUAUAAACAUGAGAGACCAUUUUGACUCUGCAAAAACUGUAUUUGAAAAAAUAGGUGAAAUUGGAUUAAAAUAUUACUUGAGGGAUUUUCCAUAUAAAAAUGAAUUAUUACAUUAUUUUGAAACGCAACUUGAGGAAGGAUAUUCUGAGCUAUUCUUAGAGCUUGUGCAUUUAUUAAAUGAGCACUUUAGUCUUGAAGAGUCUAGCCAAGUAAUCAUUUUAGCUGAAAGAAGAGUAACGGUAUGAUAUCUUGUUGAUGCAUUAAAUUAUUUUAGCAAUUUAUAUAACUUGAAUAUAAAAGCAGGAAAAGUAGUCGGAAUAAAUCAAGGAUCAAGAAGUUCAGAGAUAUGCAAAAUGAAAAAUUCCAGCCAUGAGUAUUCUUUGGACGAUUUCAGGCUAGGGAAUAUUAACGUCCUUGUAGCAACAACAGUUGUUGAAGAAGGGAUUGACAUUCCUUCAUGCAAUUUUGUCAUUAGAUAUGAUAGCCCGCCUAAUAAUUUAAGAUCUUACGUGCAAUCUAAAGGAAGAGCAAGGGAUAAAGAUUCAAAAUUUAUUGUAUUGACUCCUAUGCACAAUCAAGCCGAAACAAUCGAUUUGAUAAGAAGAUUUGAUUAUAUGAUAGUAUUUCUCAAAAAUUUAGCUGAUAAACCUAUAACUAAGCCAGAAAGAGGAAUGACAUCAUAUGUAUCUUUUAAGAUUCCAGAAACAGGAGCAACUAUAAGCACUGCAUGAAGCGAGCUGUGAGUCAAAGAUUUUGAAACAGCGCUGAAAAAAUUGACAGGUGAAAAAAUAAAAUAUGAAACAUCAUAUAUCCGAGAGGUCUCAAAAGUGAAAGGAUAUUCGGGAAUAGUUAAAUUUCCUUCCCUUUUUUGUAUUGAGGAUGUCAAAUCAAGCAGACUGUAUUGCAGAGAAAAUGAUGCUUUGAAAGAUGCUAUUGUUCAGGCGGCUGAAGCUUUGUACCAAAAUGAAUUCAUAGAUGAGUUUUUAUUUCAAUGCAUAGAAAAAGGAUUAAGAGCUACUGACUCAAAACUGCGAUAUAAAAAUUCAAAAUCCAGCGUAUGCAGCCCUUUUGAUGAUAAAGCUUAUCUCGAACAAAACUCAAUUGAAAAAUUCAUUGGAAAUCUCGAUAGUUUCUAUCAUAUAUACAAACUAAUCAUUUCUGAUCAGCAAAGCGAGCUAUCACUAGGAUUAUUUUCAACUGCAGACAUUCCUGAAUGUCCAUUUGAUUUAUUUUCAUCAAAAUAUAAUAUAAAUUCUUCAAUAAAGCAAACUCAAAAUCCAUCCAGAAUAAGAAUGCAGCUUAUAAGAACUGAGCGCUUUGAUUUGAAAAAUCUAAGCAUGGUUAAAGCAUUUCAUUUAACAAUUAAUUCAAUUUUAUGCUCUCAGUUUAACAGAACAAAAAGAAAUAUUUACGAAGAGCAUAUUGGGAAUGCUGUAUCUGAUUUAGAGAUUCAAGUGCCAUUGUGUGUAGUCCCAAUUUUAGAUGACAAUAUAAAUUGAAAUAUAAUUAAAUCAAAUAUUCUAUUUUUAAGAAAUCCAGCCAAAUUUGACUCGAAAUCUUAUGAAAAUCUUGCUCUGAAGCUUGAUACCAAUGACUUGUAUAUUAUCUUACUCCCCCCCCCCCCCCCUCCGUGAGCGAACAAAACCAUUAGAAAAAAUCGCCAUUUUUUGACCAAAAACCCACCCUCCGUGAGUGAACAAAAAUUUUUUUUAAUAGAAAAAAUUUUAAUGGAAAAAAAUUUUGAUAUAUAAGUGAUAAUUAGUAUAAUGAAAUCUAGAGCUAAUUCUGUUUAAUUUUAAACAAAUUGCGUUUUAAAAUAUAAAUUUUGCAAAUUAAAUUAAUAUUUGCUUCCCAAUUUUUGCAAAUUAGGAUUUUUUUUAAUUUCGAAAAAAAUAUUUUUUAUAAAAUUUAUAUAUAAAAUUUUUUUUAAAAAAAAAAAAUUAACCCCCCUCCGUGAGCGAACAAAAUUUUUUUGUUCGCUCACGGAGGGGGGGGGGGAGUUUAGAUAUUUUAUUUGAUUCCCCAAAACAUGAAGUUUAUAAUAAUAAUUCAAACCUAGUUGCUUGUAUUGAAAGAGAAAUUAAUGAAGAAUAUUUAUCUGUUCAAAAGUUUGAUUGCCAUGCAAAUACUCAAAAAAAAUAUAAGGAAUUUUUAAGGCGCUCAGAUUUAAUUUUUAGCCCAAUUCCUACGUAUUUCUUGAAUUUGUGCAGAAUGCUUCCAAAUAUUAUAACUCAUUUCCAUGCAACUUUGUUUAUAAUUGAGUAUUCACAUAACUUAAAAUUUUUGAAAUUUUCCUAUUUUAGGAUCAGAUAAAGGAUUAAGUUAGUUAAGAUUAUAAAAAAGCUCUUUGUGAUACCUUAAAAGGGUAUUUAAUUCUAUCUUGCUUCCCAUCUGUCUGCGGUAGUGAGAUGGUCACCAUACCGCACAACUUACUUGGGUUGCUUUUCCAGAAAAUCCGAAAAACGAAUUUUCUGGCUGAGAUGUUAACCAAAAUGAAACUCGUUGCCCAAGAUUCAACUCCCUGCAUCGAGCUAGAAAUUUUCCCUAUUGGCACUAAGGACAAUGCUGGGACUUGCUUUCCAAACGCUGAGCAAUCAUCUUCCCCAAAGUGAAACCUUGACCUGGAAUGAGCUUCGGUAUGCCUAUCCAAUAUUGCGCUCCAUCAAACUAGAUAAAAUUAGGUCGUAUACACAUCACCGAAUGCUAUGCUCCUUUUUCUCAAGGUUCCUGGGUCACCCCAACAACAGAUGCUAAGAGGGUGGGCUGGUUCACCACAUCAUUUUAAUGUAUAUCAAGGAUUAAGUAAAAUAGAUGAAUUUUUAUUUGGAUAA